Messenger RNA from Acanthosepion pharaonis, 927 nucleotides. Lineage: Eukaryota; Metazoa; Mollusca; Cephalopoda; Sepiida; Sepiidae. The record is from the annotation of a GenBank genome assembly.
AUGUCGGCCACCAAAGUGAUACGUUCAUUAAAUGCUAUUCAUGCUGUUUGUUUUCUGCCAAUAUUUACCAUUCUCAUCAUCGCCAUUUGUCUUUUACACUCCUGGCUAAUUGAUUCUUCUUCUCUCUCUCUCUCUCUUUUUUUCUACCCUCUCCCCCCAAAACCAUCGGUACGUUCCCUUUCCUCAUCCUCCUUGACUGUGCAACUUCCAAUCAUUGCUGCAACCUUCACUUCGGGAGGGGGAAUUUAUUUGUUUAUUUUUAUUGUUCUUUUCUUUUUCCUCCUCCUCCACUUGGCCACUUUCUUCUUCCUCCACCGUCUCUUGGACUUUUUCCCCUCUUGCUUCUCCACAUGGUCUUUUCCCUCUCCCACUUUAUAUUUUCCUCCUCCUUCAUCACUUUGUCUUUUUCCUCCCCUUCCUCCACUUGGUCUUUUCUUCCUCCUCUUCCCCCACUUGGUCUUUCUCCUAUUCCUCCUUCACUUGAUAUUUUCCUUUUCCUCCUCCUCUUGGUUUUUUUUCCUCUUCUUCCUUUUGUUUUUUCCCUCCUUCCUCCUCCUCCUGCUCUUUUUCUUCCUCCUCUUGGUCUUUUUUUCACUUUUCCACUUCUUUCUUCCUAUAGUCUUCUUUUUCACUCCUACUUCUUUUGGUUUUGCUGCUCUUUCUUCCUCUGAUUUCUCCCUCUCUUUUCUUUUGGUCAUUUUUCUCUUCUUCAUCUUCUUCCUCCUCAUUUUCAGCUUGCUUCUCCUCCUACACCUCUCUCUCUCUGGUCUUGUUUCUUUUCCUCUUCCAUUUAGUUCUGCCUCCUUUUACUUCUUUCAAAAUUUCUCCUCCACUCCUUCCAUUUGGUCAUACCCUCCUCUUCCUCCUCCUCUUCAGCUUUUUCUUCAUUUAAUCCUCCCCUUCUUAGUUCCUUUUACUUCUUCUUAA